CCGAACCCAAUCACACCGGAUUAGUUGAGCUCGUUUUGCGUUUUGCCCCCUUUCCCACCUCCUCCUCUCCCUCGCGCUCUCUCCCCUCUCUUCUAGAUCCAGCCCUCCCCUCCUAGGGUUUGGCUCCGCCGCCCGCCGCCAUGGAUCCCGACGGCGACGGCUCGUUCCACCGCAACGAGGCCAUCUCCGCCGUCCAGGACGUCGACCAGUACUAUGGCGACGACGACGACUACGACGACCUCUACAACGACGUCAACGUCGGGGACGGCUUCCUCCAGUCGUCUCACCCGCCGCCCCAGCCCCCGCCCCCGCCGCAGCAGCAGCAGCAGCCGCCGCCGAUUUCGCAGCAGCCGCCUCCGUUGCAGGCGCCACCGCCGCCGCCGCAGCAGCAACAGCAGCAGCAGCAGCUGCAGGCGCCCCCUUCGCUCCCGCCGCCGCCUCCGCAGCGGCAGCCGGAGAAGGUGCACAUCCCGGGCGUCGCGGCUGUCCCCCCCGCCCCCGUUCCCGACCGGCCCAACCCGGUCCACCUCCCGCCGCAGCCGCAGCCACCGGUGGCCGCCGCGCCUCCGCCGCCUCCGCAUAACCAGAUCCAGCCGGGAGGAGGCGACGGCUUCCACCGCCAGGGUGGGGGAAACUACGGUGGGGGCCCGAUUGUGGUCGGCAACGGCGGGGGUGGUGAUGGCCCCGGUGGUACGACCCUCUUCGUAGGGGAGCUCCACUGGUGGACCACGGACGCCGAUCUAGAGGCAGAGCUAAGCAAGUACGGGCAGGUCAAGGAGGUGAGAUUCUUCGACGAGAAGGCGAGCGGCAAGUCCAAGGGAUACUGCCAGGUUGAUUUCUAUGACCCUGGCGCUGCUGCCUCUUGCAAAGAGGGCAUGAACGGCCACUUGUUCAAUGGACGCCCCUGUGUCGUGGCCUUCGCCUCGCCUCACACCGUGCGCCGCAUGGGUGAAGCUCAGGUGAAGAACCAACAAUCGAUGGCUCAGCAAAACUCGGGUGUGCAGAAGGGUGGUAGAGGUGGUGGUGCAGCUGGAGGUCCGGGUGGAGCUCAGGUGGGUGGGAAUUAUGGUGGUGGUCGUGGAGGCGGAGGAGGUGGACCGGGUGGUGGCGGAGGUGGAGGCGGCGGUGGAAAUUGGGGAAGGGGUGGCGGGGGUAUGGGGGGUAGAGGCCAAGCUGGGAAUAUGAGGAAUCGGAUGGGUCCGGUUGGUGGACGUGGAUUAAUGGGGAACGGAGGGAUGGUAGCUCCACCACCACCUAUGCUUCAUCCUGGAGGCAUGUUAGGGCAGGGUUUUGAUCCAACUGGCUAUGGUGCAGCAAUGGGGAGGAUGGGUGGUGGGUUUGGUGGCUUCCCUGGAGGACCUGGGGCUGCUCCAUUCCCAGGCUUAAUGCAGCCAUUCCCACCUGUUGUUGCACCUCAUGUAAACCCAGCGUUCUUUGGAAGAGGAGGUGGUAUGGGUGCUGGUGGGGUCGGGAUGUGGCCAGACCCGAGCAUGGGUGGUUGGGGUGGGGAAGAGCAAUCAAGCUAUGGCGACGAUGCAGCAUCAGAUCAACAAUAUGGUGAAGGUGGGAGCCAUGGUAAGGAGAGGCCACCAGAGAGGGAAUGGUCAGGGGCAUCUGAUAGGAGGCGGGAGAGGGAGAAAGAUUUGCCUCCUCCACCAGACUGGCCAGAGAGGAGGCACCGUGAUGAACGGGACGCAGGUCGGGAGAGGGAGAGGGAGAGAGACAGGGACAGGGAAAGGGAAAGAGACCGAGACAGGGAACGGGAAAGGGAAAGAGAUCGAGACAGGGAGAGGGAACGGUACCGGGAUGAUAGAGAUCGCCAUGGCGAUUAUCAUAGGCACGGGAAGCGUGAGUCGGAUCGUAAUGAAGACUGGGAUAGGGGAAGAUCAUCUGGGAGGCGUAGCAGAUCAAGGGAGGUUGACCACUCAAAGCGGCGGCGGAUGUCGCCUGAGUAAUGUAUCUGGAUGGGCUAUGUUUAGUGUAGGGGUAUCGGCAAUUCGCGGCGGCAUCUUUUUUGCACAUGCCUUUUGGUUAGCGAAUCAGCUUGCAACUGUCAACUGUUUACUGCUUAUAACAUCGGUGGAUUUUACCUGCUUGUCUCCAAGGAUCUGUUGUAGCAUUAAUUGAGAUUAAUAAAAGCAGUUGGAAUAACAAGAUGUAGCUGCGGCUGUGACUUCAACUUCCUGCCUUCCUCUAAUUCAAGAUGUAGCUGCUGCCUGCCCACCCCUACCAUUAACCAUAAUAUAGUGCUCAAGUAGCUUACUGCCAGAAAAACUGUCAAAUGUAUUGUGAUUCCCCUAAGUAGCUUUCUGCUUAAUUUCUUUUCUAGUGGGGAUAAAAGAACUCUGUACUAUUACUUUGUAUUAGGACGAUCCUCUGGUCUGUGUUGUGAGUUGUAAGUUGUAACUCGUGACUUGGCUUUUACUCACUUUUCCCUUCUGCUGAUGGCGGACAGAGGACUCGACAGUCAACAUUCCUGUGGCUCAGUCCUUCACUGAAGGUAGCUUGGGAGUGUCUGAUUUUGCUUGGUUUUAUAUGUUUUGUUGUAUUAUGCCAAUCAUGAGUGCCUUUUCUGUAUCUGAACGAAAGAAUGUUGUUUUUGAUGUUGUAACUCUUAGAAAUGUAACCAAGCAGAAAAUCUUGUUAGGUCUGUUAGAUGUCUUAGAUCACCAACCUGUAUAUACGCUCUUUAUGUUGGUCGUUACUCAUUUCAUAAUUUAUUCUAGUUUUCUUAUUA
Messenger RNA from Oryza sativa Japonica Group (Japanese rice), 2737 nucleotides. RefSeq lists its product as uncharacterized. The record is from RefSeq and is a predicted model, not a curated record. Gene Ontology annotation, molecular function: mRNA binding. Gene Ontology annotation, biological process: mRNA alternative polyadenylation. NCBI's taxonomy places the organism in Eukaryota, Viridiplantae, Streptophyta, Magnoliopsida, Poales, Poaceae. Gene Ontology annotation, cellular component: mRNA cleavage and polyadenylation specificity factor complex.